CGUGCCUUACGGAUACUUAUUGCCUCUUCCAGGAAGCGCCCCUCUCCUGGAGAGACACCAGACAACGCUGUUCCCUCUGCAGGGCUUAGCCAGGUGUGGAGUCCCUCGGCCGGGGUAGUCAUUAGGUCCCAGCGCACUUUGCCCGGCGCCACGACAAACAUGGCGGCAGCCGCUGGCCUGUGGCGUUAGGUAGGGGCUCGGCUCGUGCUGCAGGUUCCGAGAGCUUUCAGCCGUGCUCCGAUAGUCCCGAUGCUGCGGGCGUCAGGCACUGGUUCUCUUCCUGUCGUCGGUGUUAGUCAGAUGGAUUCUUAAGACCGGAUAAGUUUCCGGGGCUUGAGCAUAUGAAAGGUGGAGACUGGAGGAGGCUGGAUUUAGCCUGAAGAAGGGGACGUGGAACCCGUGGUGUUAUCGGGAGGGCAUGGAGGCAGCGUCAUCGUUGGGAAGGAAUCUGCUAGGAGUAGUGCUUUGAGGAUCCAGCAAUAAGGAGUGAGGACAGAUUUGGCACUGCCCUGCUGAAGUGAUUUGCUGGAGUAUUGGGAUUGUUUUGCAUUGACAAUGUUUGGAGACCUAUUUGAAGACAAUUUUUCCUUUAUUUCAAACAAUCAUUGUGGAAAAGGGAAGAAAUCAAAUCCUGAACCUCCAGCUCCCAGGGAUUUCACCAACCUAAGUGGUAUCAAAAAUCAGGGUGGGACCUGCUACCUCAAUUCCCUUCUACAGACUUUGCUUUUCACACCUGAAUUUAGAGAGGCGCUGUUUUCUCUAGGACCUGAAGAGCUUGGGACGCUGGGUGAUAUCAGUAAACCAGAGGCAAAGGUUCGAAUAAUUCCACUACAACUUCAGCGAUUAUUUGCUCAGCUUCUGCUCUUGGACCAGCAGGCUGCAUCUACAACAGACCUUACUGAGAGCUUUGGGUGGAACAGCCAUGAGGAAAUGAGGCAGCAUGAUGUGCAGGAGUUAAAUCGGAUUCUGUUCAGUGCUUUGGAAACUUCCCUUGUGGGGACUUCAGGUCAUGACCUUAUUAACCGAUUGUACCAUGGGAUUGUUGUGAACCAGAUUGUUUGUAAAGAGUGCAAGAAUAUCAGUGAGAGACAGGAAGAUUUCUUAGACCUAACAAUGACGGUAAAAGAUGUAUCUGGCUUGGAGGAGGCCCUGUGGAACAUGUAUGUAGAAGAAGAGUACUUUGAAAAUGAGAACUUGUAUCGAUGUGGAGGCUGCAAUAAACUUGUCGAAGCUUCAAAGUCUGCUAAACUACGCAAGUUGCCACCCUUUCUCACCAUUUCUCUCCUGAGAUUUAACUUUGACUUUGAGAAGUGUGAACGGUACAAGGAAAUAAGCUGCUUUACAUUCCCUAUCCAGAUAAAUCUGAGGCCUUUUUGUGAGCAGACUGAAAUGGAUGAUUCAGAGUACCUGUAUGAGCUCUUCUCUGUUAUUAUACAUAAAGGUGGCUGCUAUGGAGGACACUAUCAUGUUUAUAUCAGAGAUGUGGAUGAAUUAGGAAACUGGCAAUUACAAGAAGAAGUGGAUAGACUGAUUGAAGAUAAGGUUUUAAGAGAUACUGAAAAUGGCAAAGAAAUAGAAAAUCCAUUGACAGUGUUGAAAAAGAUUUUAUCAGAGGAAGAGGCUAAACAAAUUCCUGUGGAUCAGUUAGGGCAAAAACUAUUGGAGAGAAACGGAGUGUCCUGGAAUAAGAAAUACCGAAAACAGUAUGGAGCAUUACGAAAGUAUUUGCAGAAUCAUCCUCAGAUCUUCGAGUUUAGUCCUGAUGAAAAUAAGGUUGGUCUGAAGGAGCAACACAAACUCCCAUUUAAAUCUAAUUCUCAAGACCGGGAUCUCCAGAGCCCUCCUCAGAAGAAUGAUGUCCUGUGGAAAUCAGAAAAAAGUCCUGCAAGGCUAAGGGACAGUGCUGCUGGUUCUGGUUGCCAUUGGUUUGAUCUGAAUGAUUCAAAAGUUCAACCAAUCAAGGAGAAGGAUAUUGAGAAACAAUUUCAGGGUAAAGAGAGUGCCUACAUGCUGUUUUAUCGAAAGUCUCAGUUAAAAAGACCACCUGAAGCACGAGGAAAUCCAAGGUACCAAAUUCCAGAACACCUUCUGAAGGAAAUGAAUGCUGCUAAUGCUGAGCUGCAAAAAAAGAGAGCGGAAUGUGACUCAGCAAACAAUGGCAUUGAUUUACAUCUCCAUUUGAGUUUACGUUACAAAUUUCACAACGGGGCUUUGCAUCCUUCACUUACAUGGGAAGAGAGCAUUGUGGAUUUGACUAUUGAUAGAAGAAAAACUCUAGGAGACCUUCGACAGUCAGUAUUCCAGAUGUUGGAAUCUUGGGAAGGAGAUAUGAUUCUUAGUAUUGCCAAGCCUUUACCAGCAGGACUGCAUCUUUACCAGAUACUUGAUGGAGAUGAGCUGACAUUGGAUGACAUUGGACUGGCUGAUGGAGCAGAUGUCUUCGUGUGGAAUGGGAAAGAGGUCGGUGGUACAAAGGUUAUGACAGGCCCUGAUCAUGAACCCGUGGUUGUAAAUGUUCUUCGUUUAGCAGAGUAUAAUGAAGGAGGGAAAGGUCAGCAUUUCACAGAAUCACAGCACGUCUUUUCGUGCAGCACAAAACUGAGUGAUCUGCAUGAAGCCUUAGCCCCCUCAGGAGGAAUCAUUCUAAAGAAUAACCUAGGACCAGAUAAAGAAGCCAACAACUGGGAAGUUUUUCGUGAAGAAGAUAUGAAGGAAACAGUCAAAAGUGCUGGCCUGACAGAUGGAUGCUCAGUACUAAUCUUAGACAGCCAUGACCAGAGCUUUGUGGAUGUGUCAAGUGGCAAUUUGACUGCUUUUACCUACGACAUCACCUGGCUCCAAGUGAAAAACUUCUGCCAAAGGGAAGAAGAGGAGAAAUACGUUAAGAUUACUGCCACUAUUGAAACAGUUAUGUCAGAUAUAAAAAGAAAAGCAAUACAGGAGCUUCAGCUAGAGGAGGACCUAGCAAAUGACAGCUGCCUUAGACCUGUUAGUAGAAAUGGGAAACUUCUGUCUCCAGUGCCUGAGGAUUAUACUGUCAAGGAAGCAGAACUGAAAAUGGGAAGCUUGCUAGGACUGUGUCCUGGGAAGGCUCUGACUUCCACCCAGCUCUUCUUGUAUUUUAUUGUUGGGAGUGACCAAAACAUGAGCCCUGAAAUGGAGAUAAUUGUGGAAGAGACAGCCUCUGUCAAAGAGUGUCUAAAUUUAAUGCUGGAAAAGUCUGGAUUAUCAGGUAACAACUGGCAUUUGAGAAGGAUAGACUGGUGCUAUGAAGCAGGGGAAGCAUUAAGUCAGGAAAAUGCCACCCUAAAGGAACUGAAUGUUUGCAGGGGAGAUACCUUGGUUAUAACUGAAGGAAAGCUUCCAGCAAAGGGUUUCCUGAAAAUCCCCAUCUGGUGGUUCAGGUCUUCAGGUCAUAAGAACCAUGGAGAGAGUGGACAGGACCAAGUGAACAGCAUGACCUGCAGGAUGGAUGCUUUGCAAGUGUCUCCUGCAGGAGAUUCACCAGAACACAUCCACACAGACAUGAAUCUCUGUUAUGCUGGCAGUAUAGAAAUAGCAGGAGAAGCUUCUUUGGAAGAUCUGAAGAUGCAGGCUAUGACCUUACCAUGCUUCCAGGAGCAGAUUGUCCCACUGCCUUCCUUUCUCAGAGCUUGGACAGUGGACAGUAAACGGCCAGGCAAGCUUUUACGAAACAACAAGCAGCAGCUCAAUGACUAUAAGCUGGGUGCCAGAGUGGAAAUCUGCAUAGAACCUUUGCAAAAGGAAGAGACUAUUGGUCCCCAUGAACUGCUGCUUAGAGUCCAGAUGGGCAUACCUGGUGAGAGGGACUACUAUGACUCCACAGAUUUGGUGUGGGAUAUCUCCAAAGAAUGCACCGCGUGGUCGCUAAGGCAACGAGUGGCUUCUUAUUGUUGUCUGCCUGUAGAUAAAAUUGAAAUAGCCAAAUACUUCCCGGAGAGAUUUGAGUGGCUGCCAAUAUCUAGCUGGACACAGCAAAUUUCAAAGCGGAAACGGAAGAAAAAACAGGAGAGUUUGCAGUCAGCACCUUACUUCCUGAAAGACGGAGAUAUCAUUGGGGUGAAGAAUCUUCUCUUUGAUCACACCAAGGACUUCAGCACAAUGAGAGAUGAUGCUGCAAAAAAGAAACAAAGGCAGCUUACAUUAGAAAAAAAGAAAAGCCACCAAGCUCAACGCUUACGGGAUGAUGUUUUCUGUGAGGAGAAGCUGAAUAUUAAGCACCGUAAACCAGAAGUGGCCCUUUCUAUCAAUGUAGGCAUUUUCAGGUAGCCCCAGGAAAGGAUUUGCCAACCAGACCAUACUCCAAUGUACUUAAUUGGCUUGGAGUACCUCAGCUGGACCACCAAGAGGGUCUUUCCUGAAGUGUCUUCAAGAAUCACUGAGACAAACUGGAUAUAAGCAUCAGGAUAACUCUGAUUUCCUUCUAAUCUUCCUUGGGGAAGUGCUUUAGCAUCCCUUUAUCCACAUGGUACUUAUUCUCAGGCUAGGCAAAUGCACUUUAUCCAUGAGAAAAUGGACUAAUAUAUUGUAUAACCUUUUGGUAACUUUUGUAUUCACCCUAAAUGUUUUUCUUCUUUUGGUCAGAUGGUGAUGUCUGUAUAGAGACAAAGUACAGAGUUUACUGGGAAUUUAAACACAGUCAUAAACAUCUCUUUUCUAUCUCUGACCACUGAAGUUACUAGUGAUACCAGAACUGACUUUAGAAACUGCAGUCUAUAGUAGCUGGAGUCAGAUUUCAGGAAUGAAGGGAAUGUGUAAAUCUCUGGACAAAGUGCAUGAAAUUGUCUCAAAAAAUUGCAAGUCCAGAAUCUGUUAACCUUUAAAACCUGAAGACCUUUUGUGAUACAGAACAACAGUGAGAUAGAAGGGUCUCUAGGGCUUUUUUGUUGUUCAUAAGCUUCAUUAACAAACAGAAUGGGUGGAAAAAAUUGGCAGAUCCGGUGUUUGAUCUUAAGUGGAUUUUAUUUUACUUAGGAAAAAUAUUUGUGUUUAUUUCUAGCACUCCUAUUCAGAGGACUUUCCCUCACUUCUUAUCUUUCCACUUGUUCUAAUAUUCUUUGUUACAGCUGAGAAGAAGUUUCUCUUGGUGUCCCAAAAGCCAGUUUGCAGCCUCUGCAACAGAAAUAGAUUCAUGCAGCUGAACUACCAGCUGAACUCAAUGUCAGGGAUUCUGAAGUCAAAUGUUUACCAAAUACUUGCGAGAUUUGGAUCUCAAAAUGGAGAGAGUGUCACUGGGUGAUGAGACGCUAUUUUUCUUACCCCUAGGCUGAGAUUUGAGGUUUAACAGAAGCUGACAUUUUCAUAAUCUUUAUUGAAACUUUUCUUAGGCUUCCAAAAUCCUUCAGCUGUGUUUCCCCCAAUGUGUGGGACUCUUUAUAACUUCAUUUCCUAUUAGGGAUGUAGUUUUCUUUGAGUGCAGCUAGUACUGUCAAAUUAACACAAACUCUUAGUGGAGUUUUUAUUCCUGAUCAACUCCUAAACGUGUUUUGAAUGGUGAGGUGAAAGUCCAAUGAGGGGUGAUACCAGCAGUGUUUCUGGCACUGGGAGCCUGUGCAAAGGCAUUUCCUUGUGGAGUGAACUCUGUGCUCAGACACACGGCAGAACCUCUCUGAGCUGCACAGGUACCUCGAAAUCAGCGAAGCAAUCACUCAAAACCAGCUUGUGACCAUAGCCUGAAGUAUCCUGAAUUAAACCUGUGUUAAUGAGAGGACAAAAUGCAUGUCACUUUUGGGGACUACCAUAAAGACGUUGUGUAUGUGUAUAAGGUAUUGUAGUGGGAGAUGACAGUACAGCAGACUUGUAAAAUUUGGGUAAUAUGAGAAGUUUUCUCAUUUUCUUUCAUAGGUUAACAAUAUGCUAGUGUUUCACACAGCUUCAAGACAAAACCUGACACUCUUAGCUCUCAGCAAAUGAAAAAAAAAUCAAAAGCACCAUGAAUAUAUGAUUGGUAUUUAUCUCUGUGCAUGUCUUUAAAAUUCAGGAGGUGCCUCUGUGCUCUCUUAGGCUGAUUCCUUCAAGAAGGAGAUAUUUUAAUUUCCCCAGUACUUUGACUCUGGCUGGGUUUCACUUGAAUCUUGAAAUUCUGGUUUGAUGGGCAGAUUUUGCUGACUGAGGUGAGGGCAGACAGUUGCUUUUCCCAUCUUAUUUUGUGUCACUUUCUUCCAUACCAAGAAGUGUUCCUGCAAGGCAGGGUUGACAGUCACACCUGUGCUUCUUGAGGUAAGAAAAGAAGAUUUCUUUGGGGAUUGUUACACUGCAUUGCCACUCACUUUGCUGUCACUUCGGCUCCUCCAGUUUCUUCAGUCUUCCCACCUGCCUUUUUAUUAUUACUCUGGUCUCUUGAAAACAUGAGGUUUGGAGAAAUGCAAGUAUGGAUUCCAAGUACUAACGGGGAGUUUAGCAUGUGCCUUUGUUAAAGUGUAAUGUAGCAGUGCCUGCACUGAACCAGUCUUGGAUUAUUUCUAAUGUUGGCUCAAAAUGUCUGGUUUUUUUUUAAAACUAUUGUGGGUCAUUCCACAAUGAGAGAGGUAAUUAAAAUGGGGGUGAGGAGAGGAAACACCUUUUUAAAACUGAGUCUUUGUAAUUCUACAGUUUGAGGGUUCUAUUUAAAAGCCUUGGAAAGCUUUUGUCUUUAUUUUUCAAG
Molecule: messenger RNA, 6664 nt
Organism: Colius striatus (speckled mousebird)
Lineage: Eukaryota; Metazoa; Chordata; Aves; Coliiformes; Coliidae
Gene: USP40
Product: ubiquitin specific peptidase 40
Exons: 33
Coding region: 556-4290 (1244 amino acids)
Biological process (GO): protein deubiquitination
Cellular component (GO): nucleus; cytosol
Molecular function (GO): cysteine-type deubiquitinase activity; cysteine-type endopeptidase activity
Source: RefSeq, a predicted model, not a curated record